This is a messenger RNA of Lytechinus pictus (painted urchin), 2361 nucleotides long. RefSeq lists its product as uncharacterized. The transcript has a single exon. The coding region runs from base 2 to 934 and encodes 310 amino acids. NCBI's taxonomy places the organism in Eukaryota, Metazoa, Echinodermata, Echinoidea, Temnopleuroida, Toxopneustidae. The record is from RefSeq and is a predicted model, not a curated record.
AAUGAAUCUUAAAAAGAAGUUCUUGCUCCUCAUAAUAUCUGCUGCUGUUCCUUUAUGUCUCUCCGAUCACAGUCUACAAGAAAUUACGUCGUAUGAGGACAGAACUGUUACUCUUUCCUAUUACUUCCAUGACCCCGCAAAUGUGAACGAAUGUACAUAUAGUUUAACGUUUGAUACUGUGUUAUUUAACAACAAUGGUACAUUUAUAACAUCGGACAUAUACACACCUGACAAGCAGCAAAGAUCUCGUUUGAACGCAAAACGUAUAUUUCAGUCUUUUCAAGUAACUUUAGAAUUGAACAAUAUCAAUAAGUCUGACGCGGGCGUAUAUGGAUGUUAUUUCCAGUGCGGGGUGACUGAAAGCUCUCAAAGUUAUUUGCUUCAGAUAUACCAUCCACCUAAACCAGCCGAUUGCAACUGGGUUAGCACUGCAGAAGAUCCGUCUCUAGAUCUUGGGCAGUAUAAUCUUUCCAUUCUGUUUUGCAGCGCCACUAAUGGGCACCCGACAUCAGCAAUUAUAUGCUUCUCUCAACACAAUCAAAUAACAUCAGUACACGCACCAAAGCAACUAACUGGAGUUGAAGUUAUUGAAGCAAAGUUUUGGCUUUCAAGAGAUGUACAUAUAAGAUGCUGUUCUAUGUAUCCACUCUACCAGAAAAACUGGGAUUCAUGCAAGGAUUAUGAGACUAUUUCCCCUAGUCACCUACCAACGCCUGUUUCAGAUAGUGGUCUUAUCAAAGAGGUAAAUGAUAUCAAAACUGCUACUACGGAACCAUUUCCUGAAAAAGUGACGAUAAGUCCAAUUGUCAAAUUUGGAACGAAUAAUUCUUCUGGAAUAGCUUCUAGAGCGAUAUUUUCAAUUGCUCACGCAAUCCUUGUUUUGCCGGUACUUAUUGCUUUAUUAGGGAUUGUUUUUGAUUUCAGCAGCAUAUGAACUUUCAAUAUGAGCAGAAUUAUUCCAAGAUUAUGCAUCUACAUUGUAAUCCAUAUCAUUGUAUAUAUUCAAGGCAAAUUACCCAUCGUCGAAUCCAGAAACCUAAUAAGUUUAAAGGAAGGUGAGGCUGCAGAUCUAUCAUUUCAAUAUGAUUUUGUACCAGACGUAGAUAUUCAGAUUAGAAUUGGUAGUCGUCUUCCUUUUUAUAGACAUAAACCAGUCGGUAAUAUUGAUACCACCGGAUUAAGUGGGAGUCAGGCAGAAAGGUUCGAUGUGAUAAUAACCGAACCUGUACCAAAUUAUAUGAUUGUGGUCCAUGUGCUUAUUACAGAAGUUCAUAGAGAAGAUGCCGGCACAUUUACAUGUGCAAUGUAUAAAGAUGGUGAAAUAUUAAGUGAUCAUGUUAAGAGAAUAGGAGUAACUGUAGAGCGCCCACACGGUAAGGCAAGAUGUAGACAUGAUAAUCAUUUUAUUGAUUCCAGUAAUUCAGUUUGGGCACAUAUGAAAUGUUUCUCUUUAAUAGGAAGUGAGUCUCCCCAUGGUCAGGUCGAAUGCUACCAAAGUGGUGAACGGGUUCCCCCAUGGUCAAGGCCAAUUCUGAACGAAACUCACUUGAUGCAGGUUGUCUGGAUGAAAAAGACAACCCGUAUCUUUUGUUGUACAUCUAACAUCAAAGAGCCAAAAGGGAGAUGCAAAUGUAACGAUUAUAUUUGGGACCCUACGGCUAAAAGAGAAAUGCCUAGUGGUCUGAGGCCAUGUUCUUCGGGUAUAACAGAAACUAUUUCCUCAUCGAAUCAAAAUAAUCAAAAUACGAUUACUCCCACAAUUCAGUACAAUGCAGAAACAGAAAACGAAGAUAGUGAUAUAAAUCGUUACGCAUCUGAACUAAGUUUGAUACCUUUUAUUCUAAUCAUCGUUUGUUUGAUCCUAUUUGUUCAAGUGAUAGAAUUUCUGAAGAGAACAUAUCGAUCUUGGAAAUGGAUUGUGCAAAGCCCCUCAAGCUUAGGUGACAGCAGUAAAGGGGAAUCGAAUAUUCAAGAUAAUAAUCGUAAUGAACGUGCAGAAAUGGACGAGCCAAUUGUUAAAAAUAGGAAGAAAUAUGCAAAAAAAUAGACUUGUUCUUCAUUAUGCAGGUCAAUGGCGUGGGUUCAAGAGUGGGGGGGGGGGGUUAGCAAAAAUGACAAUGGCCCUUUGAAUAUUAAAGUAUACUUCGUGAUGGCUCAGUCACACAUACCAUUAAGAACCGGUACGAACACCGAACGAACGAAUGAAUGCCGUCGAAACCAGCGUUCUUAUUUAUAUUUAUUUAUUUUGUUUUAUUUAUUUUAUACUGCAGGGUAGGCCUGUUCAGUUCUUAAAACUGCUUUACAAAGGCGCCCUGCAGUUUAAAAUACAUGUCAAGAUAACUAUGAACAACAUCAACAAAC